AUGCAUUCGUCUGCAUUUAAAUACCUGUUUACAACUGAAAAUAAAUUGUGUGAGCAAAUGGAUAAUGGAGACUGGGGAUACAUGGUAAGUGCAAUUAUUGCCUUGUUAAUCAUAAUGAUUUGUUAUUUUAAAAUAAAGCUUUUCUGUAUUUCAUUGGUCUCCUCCAGUCAUUGCGGUUUGUUUACAGGUUGCGUUUUAAACUUAAACCUGAUUUGAAUCACUUAUAGUUCCAAGAAACCAAGUCCAUAAAUGUGGUGAUUUAAUGCUGUUAGCUCUCCAAGGGAAUCUGCAACUUUUCAGAUACUCUGCCCAAUAGGAGGGUCAAUAUAGAACAGACUUGCAUGAUUAUACCCCACUAGAUCAUUCCAUUUGAUUGAUACUGGUAGUGAGUAUAAGAGAGGUGAGCUGCAGAUAUUGCAGGAUUUGAAACUCAGACCAGUUCCUCUAAGAAUACUUACUAAAUAAUAAUUAUAACAUUACUAUAAUGAUAUAAACAAUACCCAAAAAUGUGUUCAUUAAAUAAAAUUGUAAAUGUAUUGAGACAAAUAUACUUGAAAGGGGCACUCUAUAAACCAAAACCACUACCGGGUAGGAGCUGUAGUACAAAGGGUCUAUGGUUGCCACCCCACUUUUUUUGUCAAAUCAUUUGUGAGCAGUUUAACCCCUUAAAGGACCACUCUAGGCACCCAGACCACUUCAGCUUAAUGAAGUGGUCUGGGUGCCAGGUCCAGCUAGGGUUAACCCAUUUUUUCAUAAACAUAGCAGUUUCAGAAAAAACUGCUAUGUUUGUGAAUGGGUUAAGCCUUCCCCUAUUUCCUCUAGUGGCUGUCUCAUUGACAGCCACUAGAGGCGUUUGCGUGCUUCUCACUGUGAUUUUCACAGUGAGAGCACGCCAGCGUCCAUAGGAAAGCAUUAUGAAUGCUUUCCUAUGUGACUGGCUGAAUGCGCGCGCAGCUCUUGCCGCGCGUGCGCAUUCAGCCGCAUGGGAGGAGAAGAGGAGGAUCGGAGGAGGAGAGCUCCCCGCCCAGCGCUGGAAAAAGGUAAGUUUUAACCCCUUUCCAGAGCCGGGCGGGAGGGGGACACUGAGGGUGUUUUCCUGGCACUAUAGUGGUCCUUUAAGGACCAACUUCUGGAAUAAAAGGGAAUCAUGAAAUGUCACACAUGUCAUGUCUCCUUAAGGUGUUAAAGCAACCCCCUUCCCUCCCCCAAAAAAAAAUGUCUUAUGAAUGUUUCUGAAAGCAAAACUAUAUGUCUGCAUAUGGGCCCAUUCAGUCUGCAAAAUCCUAUUUAACAAUAGUUGGAUUUUGUAAUUCAGGCCCCAAAUAGGCCUGAAUUUGGUCCGGCUUCAAGCUGGAUCAAAUGUUGCUGGAAAUCCUAAUGAUUCAUAUAUGUUUGGAUAUUUUUAAAAUCCAUGCACUAAAUAGUUAAAGAACCACUAUAGUCACCCAGAUCACUUCAGCUCAGUGAAGUGGUCUGGGUGCCAGGUCCCUCAGGUUUUAACCCUUCACAUGUCAACAUAACAGUUUCAGAGGAUCACAGGAUCUCCCCUGCUGGCCCAUGCAGAGCCAGCGCUCUCCGAGCGCAGCCCUGCUUUGUGCCUUCCUAAGCCGGUUGGGAAAUCAUAGAUCUCCCUCACCGGCUCAUAGGCGCUGACAUGCGGCUGCCAGCUGGGGGAGGGAGAGGAGGAUCCGGGGGAGCUCUAGCCAGCAGCUUCCUCGUGAGGUCAGAGCGUUGCUUCGGUGACCAUGGCAAUGCUCAAAUCUUGCAAGGGUGAACUCUAGCCCUGCAGACUAGAGUUAAUUCACCACUAGGACCACCAGGGAUGGCAGCACGGCCCCCCCUCCCAGUCAAAAUGUAAGAAGGGAGGGGGGGAUAUAAAGUUGUUUAUACUUAAUAUAUUUAAAUUAAUCUGUGUCCCCCCCCCCCACACACACACAAUCCCUCCAAACAUAUUCACACACAGCACCAUCACACACACAGCACCCCUCACACACACACAUGCUGCACUCUUCACACAUACACACAUCACACCCAACACACUGUGCCCCUCACACAUACAAUACUUCCAAUUAUAUAUAUAUAUAUAUAUAUAUAUAUAUAUAUAUACUACAGCACCCCUGACAAACACACACUGCACCACUACACACAUUACAUUCCAGAUACACGCACACACACACACGAUCUCCUAUACACACUCUGGGUCCUUGACAACCUAGAUCCCCUACACACACACACUGCACCACCUACACAAACUACAUUCCUGACAUACAAACUCUGAAUCCCCUACACACACACUACAUUCCUUGUAAGCAAACACAUACUACAUUCUCUAAACAGACACUCUUUACAACCCCUACACACACUACAUCCCUUAUACACACACACACACACACUACAACCCGUAUGCACACACUCGAUACAUCCCCAAUACACACUACGCCCUCCUAUACACACACUCUCUACAGGCCCUAGCCACACAUAUUACACCACAAACACAUAAAUUGACCUAUUUACAAAAUACCACAACACAAUCAGCUCACUCUACACACACACGCAGGCUCCAAACCCAUGCACUAUACGCUUUCCUGGCCCUUUUGUCCUCUGGUAUCCCACUUAUGGAGACACCAGAGACAAGUUAAACGUAAACACAGCGCAAGCAUGUUAUUUAAUUUGCUUGCGCUGUGCAGAACAAAUAGGGCCCUUUUCUCAUGCUAGAGCUCUUCAGCAGAGCUCUGCGCAUUGAACCAACAUGCUCACUUUGAGAGGGAGCGUGCUUGUCAUUAGUGAUGACAAAAUACACCCUCUCUGGUUCAACCCCCUUCUCAGGGGGCCGCUGUGAUUGAAAAAUGCCUGAGCCAGUCACAAUCCGAUCUUAUCCUGUGUUAACUGAAUAACCAUGUAAAUCUUUAUGACAUUUUCAGACUGAUUGUGUUGAAAUUUCACUGAUAUUCCAACGCAGUCAGUAGACAUUCUAAAAGGGGCUACUUUUUCUUAUGCAUUUUUCCUGCACUUGACAAAAGGCAGAAGUUAAGCCAUUAAGUUUUGGCAAUUCCCCCAGCUUUCACUAGUUAUGGUUGUGAGGAAAAAGGCCUUGUCUACGGUGGACUCAGUGAUCUUGCAGGAUCCUCCAUAGACCUUAGUUUUGUACACUUGCGCAUGUGCAAGAAAACAGCACUGAAAGGACAGCUUCAGGUAAGUAAAACGUACCUUCUACUUCACCACUGUGCCACUGCACACCAAGUACUAUGUCAUCCUCAGGGGUCUUUGUGAACUAUGCAAAAAACACAGGAGGUGACACAUCCACUUUAACUAACAAACACACAAACAAACAGUGCUCUCCCCGGCAUCCAAAUACUCUAGGCUGCAUUGUUAAACCUGACCACCAGUAAUAAAAUAGUAAUGCUGAGGUGUAAUUCACUAAUGUCAGCAAGGAGAGGUUAUUUAAAUUACUCUGAAACGGGUUGAAAAAGAAGAGAGGAAAAGUUGCACCCAGAGACUCUUUCGUCUAAAAGCACUAUUUUGAGCUAAGGAAACUAUGGUAUGUAGAGUGCCCCUUUAAUUAUUAGAAGUACACACAAGCUUAUAAUAUUACACAGAUUUUUGGAAUAUUUGAUAAACUGGUCUUUAUUUUAUUUAUUUUUUUCUUAUCCUAGUUUUGCUGUUCUGCUGAACCUUUUAGCAUUUUUUUUGUGAAGUUUAAUAUUUUAUACUGUUCUUGGGUUUUAGAUGACUGAUCCAGUCACACUAAAUGUUGGAGGUCAUGUCUAUACCACAUCUGUGUCCACAUUGACUCGCUAUCCAGAUUCAAUGUUGGGAGCUAUGUUUAGGGGAGAUUUCCCCACUGCCAGGGACUCACAAGGCAACUACUUCAUUGAUCGUGAUGGAGCACUGUUCCGGUACGUGUUAAAUUUCCUACGAUCAUCGGAACUGACAUUACCAGUGGACUUUAAGGAAUGUGACUUGCUUCGGAAAGAAGCAGAUUUCUAUCAGAUUGAGCCCCUAAUACAAUGUCUCAAUGACCCCAAACCCCUCUAUCCUACAGACACAUAUGAAGAAGUAGUGGAAUUGUCAAGCACCAGAAAGCUCUCAAAAUAUUCUAACCCCGUUGCUGUCAUAAUAACUCAACUUACCAUUACAACCAAGGUGCACGCCUUACUGGAAGGUAUUGCCAAUAACUUUACCAAGUGGAACAAACACAUGAUGGACACAAGAGAUUGUCAAGUCUCUUUCACAUUUGGGCCAUGUGAUUACCACCAGGAGGUCUCUCUCAGAGUCCAUCUAAUGGAGUACAUCUCUAAGCAAGGCUUUACAAUUCGCAAUACUAGGGUCCAUCACAUGAGCGAACGAGCAAACGAGAACACUGUAGAACAUAACUGGACAUUUUGUCGAUUGGGUCGAAAAACCGACGACUGA
Molecule: messenger RNA, 4413 nt
Organism: Pelobates cultripes (western spadefoot toad)
Lineage: Eukaryota; Metazoa; Chordata; Amphibia; Anura; Pelobatidae
Source: the annotation of a GenBank genome assembly